Messenger RNA from Habropoda laboriosa, 1386 nucleotides. It is a transcript of the gene por, whose product is annotated as protein-serine O-palmitoleoyltransferase porcupine. Bases 1 to 1386 code for a protein of 461 amino acids. The transcript has 6 exons. The record is from RefSeq and is a predicted model, not a curated record. Gene Ontology annotation, molecular function: palmitoleoyltransferase activity; Wnt-protein binding. Lineage: Eukaryota; Metazoa; Arthropoda; Insecta; Hymenoptera; Apidae. Gene Ontology annotation, cellular component: endoplasmic reticulum; membrane. Gene Ontology annotation, biological process: canonical Wnt signaling pathway; lipid modification; protein palmitoylation.
AUGGACGAUGUAGAAGCUCCAGUUUUUUACGAUGAUGACGGUGAUUUUAUGGGACACGAAUAUUUACAAGAUGCGGAAUAUGAAUUUGAAUACGAAGAUGUGGAAAGAGAAACGUUGCUUGAAUUAUAUCAAUAUUGCCUUGGUCCAACUGUUUAUGAUACAUUUUCAUAUAUACUACCACUGUUUAUUACUACAGUUUUAUUUAGAUUGUGCGCUCGUUCUCAACAUGUAUCACAUAAAACCUUUCAUAUACUGUCAAUGUUGAUUGGUAUAUAUAAUAUUCAUUAUUAUGUAGCAGAAUGUUUAUAUACAUUACUAAUACUUUGCAUAAUUUCAUAUAUCACUUUAUACAUACCUAAAACAUAUUGCAAAAGCUUAGGAAUAUUUUUACCAUCACUUUUUAUUAUUGCAUAUUGUGAAUUUUCCAUGCCACCUAUAAUAUGGCAUAAAAUACGAAGUGUGGUAAUGACUAUGGCAAUGAAAACAAUUAGUAUAGCAAUAGAUAAAAUUGAUAAAAAUGAUUUACCCAGCAUUUAUACAUAUAUGGGAUACACGUUUUGUGGUGUCACAUGCCUUUUUGGUCCAUGGAUGUCAUUUAAGGAUUACAUAUCAAUACGUUACAUAAGUAACCAGGAUAAGUGGUGGAUAUUGUAUGCUAUUCAAUAUGCACUUAUAUCUUUUCUUUUUUUGACUAUUUCAAACUGUUGGACACAGUGGAUGAUCAUGGAUAAUUCUUGGAAGUGGUUAUUGGCUUAUAGAGAUGCAUUAUCUUUUAGAAUGUCUCAUUAUUUUAUUUCUUACAUUGCUUCCACUUUAUUAUUACUGGGAGGAUUUCCAUUUGCAUUAAGUGCUAUAGUAAAACCAUUCAAAAUAGAAUUUCCACGUUCACUUGUACAUGUUGUUAUUUGUUGGAAUAUACCAAUGCAUUUUUGGCUAAAGACAUAUAUAUUCCGUCCCAAUAUUAAAUACUUAGGAAAAUUUGGAGCUGUAACAAUGACAUACUUAACAAGUGCCCUUUUACAUGGAUUAAACUUUCAAUUGGCUGCAGUUUUGCUGAGCCUCGGAUUUUAUACUUUUGUAGAAUUUCAAUUAAGAUUUAUGCUUGCAAACAUUUUCGAUGCGUGUAUCGCAUCAAAACAAUGUACUAAAAAUAAAUGUACACAUGCAUAUAACACUCACAAUUCUUGGUGGGUGUUCUUAACAAAUAUGAUGUUUUCUGGACUAUCAAUUUUUCAUCUAGCUUAUUUAGGCCUUAUGUUUGAUACAUCUGAAUUACAAGAAACAGGGUACAGCUACAUUCAUACCAUUGAAAAGUGGUCACAACUUGGAUUUGCUAGCCACUGGGUAGUGUUUGCUACAUAUUGCAUAUAUUUUUUAAUUAGAUAA